CUUCGUUCCCCGACCAUGGAAGAACAACUGAGAGAGAUUGUUCCGUUUCUGCGAGAUAAGAAUCCUCAAGUACGGCACCUCGCGCUCUCAACUCUGCUACCGCAAACUGCGAAGGAUGCACCGCACAGAAAUAUAUUUCUCUCUGGUGUACAGUCAGGCGGCCUCCAAAAGCCUAAGGAGGCAGACAUAAUCAAGGAUUUGAAGUUGCUUUGUCGUGACCAGCUGGCUGUAGCGCAUGAUGCGUUCAAAGCGCUCGUGAAUUUGACCGACUCGCCUUUGGUUGCUCAAAUGCUGUCAGAUGCCAACUUUUUAAACUUCAUAGUGUCCUAUAUCAUAAAUCCAGAUGCUAUUCUGGCAGAUCUGGCAUCAAUGUUACUCUCAAAUCUAACGGCGUCCUCGGGGGCAUGUUCUAUGAUUAUAUCUAUGAACGUGAACGUAAUUUCGGAUCCAAAAGUCAAAAAUUCGUUCUAUCCCACUCAGUCACGGAGUGGAUCGUGUCCUGCACCAGUUCCAUAUCCCUCGGGAAAAACGAGCGAUGCUCUCGCAUUACCACUACUGCUAGAUGCUUUCGUUCAAGGUGCUCAGUUUAAACAAACCGAUGAUCCCUCAAAGCAUUUGCGCAAGAGCGAACUCCAUUUCUUGGCCAGCGUUUUCGCUAAUGUUGCGUCGUCAUCCGGUGGACGUAGUUUCUUCUUGACCCCAAGACCAGCUAACUUCCUAAAACCGAACGACUCAAUUGAAUAUCCUUUAGCCAAAUUGGUAACAUUUACUGAGCAUAAGGACACUAUUCGAAGAGGUGGUGUCGCAAAUACAAUAAAGAAUUGUUCAUUUCACUCAGCAGGUCAUCGCGCUAUGCUCACUCCCGAAGAUACACUCGUAGCGGUUCCACCAUCAACUGUCGAAGCGCCAGGAAUUGACGUUCUGCCAUACUUGCUCCUGCCUUUAGCCGGUCCUGAAGAGUUUGACUUGGAGGAUCAAGAAAAGCUGCCGGAAGCUCUUCAGUUCUUACCUUCAGACAAAACCAGGGAGCCCGAUCCGGUGAUCAGGCUAGCGCACGUCGAGACGUUGCUUCUUUGUUGCCAUAUACGUUGGGGACGCGACUACCUGCGCGCACAUGGUGUCUAUGAGAUCAUAAGAGCUACACACGAAAAUGAGACUGUCGACAAGAUUUCGGAACAUAUCGAGAGACUCGUCAAUCUCCUCCAACGUGAUGAGCCUUCAGAGCAAGUGGAGAAAGUGUCGGAAGAUCUUGUCAAUGCGCACAUUGAAGAGGAUGACGAUGAGGAUAGUAAAAUCGAAGAAGUCUAAUC
Desarmillaria tabescens is the source of this 1310-nucleotide messenger RNA. RefSeq lists its product as uncharacterized. NCBI's taxonomy places the organism in Eukaryota, Fungi, Basidiomycota, Agaricomycetes, Agaricales, Physalacriaceae. The coding region runs from base 16 to 1308 and encodes 430 amino acids. The transcript has 8 exons. The record is from RefSeq and is a predicted model, not a curated record.